AAAAAAAAUCACUAUUCCGGUUUACGAAACGGGAGGCGGGUUUCUUCAAAACAUUAUGGCGUCGAGAAGAACAACAAAAGUGCCAAGUAGUUCUAAAAAUGCCACCAACGACGCUAAAAGUGGGAGCAAUGCUAAUAAAGCAAACAACAGUGGAAACGCGAAGAAGAAUGUUAAAUCAAGUGGGACUUUUGUCAAGUCUCGAUAUAUGCAGGCUGCUGAGAAGAUAUCUCUUUCAAAGAGUAACUCGCUCACCAAUGAAUCUAUUGCUGUGCCACCAAGGCCUUCCUCACCUAAACCCAGCGGUGUCAAACCAAAGGUGGGCACUCCACCAAGACGCUCAAUGGUCCCACAGGCACUAGCAGCAUCAAUGAUGUCAAAUGAAAGCCAGCCAUCACUGCUAGGGAAACGUAUUCUGCAGUCCACUUUCUCAGAUGGACACUGCUUUGAACCAGAUUUUGAUAUUUCAGUCAUUAAAGAAAAUACAGUGAUUGAAAAUGCAGUAGAACCGGAGAAAAUUGCAGAGAUUGAGAUGCAAACAUUCCAACUGGCCUACCUCACAGCUAAGAUGGAGAGCAACACCAUGAAGUAUAUGGCUGAGGCAGAGGCAAGGAUCCUGCAGAUGAUGGAGGAAGAAGAGGUGCUGUAUAAUGAGGUCCAAGCCAAGAAGCGCCAGUUCCUCCUCAUGGAGAAGAAAAGGCUGGUGAAUGAACUGGUAGAUUUGCAGAUUGCUGCACUGACCCCUGUGGCAGAAGCUGUUGAGCACUUCACAAAGGACUACAAGUCUUUUGCUACCGCUGUUGACGCCACCCGACAUGAACUGCCUGUCAAGAAUUUCUACAUUGACGGGGACACGGGGGAAUUUCUAGAUAAAGCAGAGACGUGCCUGAAGGAGACUGAGAAGUUGCUGGUGGAGUGCACAGAGGGAGAUCGUAAGGACAACAGCACUUCUCUAGAGUGCCUUAGGGACAUGAAAAUGACAUCAAAGGACAUCAGUCAGCAGCUAUCAGGUGCAUUUUCAGAGCUGCUGGAGCUGUCCUCAUUGGUCAGCCGCCAAACAGUCCAUGUCCAGCAAGCCGCAGAGGAAGAACAGCUUGGCACUGCAAGAACCCUUGAGCUCUACUGCCCCAAAAAGUGAAAGAUGCCACUUGGCAUGGGAUACACAGUACAUGCACUUUGGAUACUCCUCCACCCCUGAUUUCCCCCAGUUUUUUUGUAUAUUGUUACCAUUUUGUGUCUUGUUUUGUUUUGUUUUUUUACUGCGAUUUAUUUGCAUCUGUAUGAUGUCAUAUUGUAAAUUUUGGAUGAGUGAUACUGUGUAUGGACCAUUGUUAAUAAAUUGAACAUAAAGCAAUAAAAGUCAAUGUGGACAUAUCAA
Messenger RNA from Micropterus salmoides (largemouth bass), 1375 nucleotides. RefSeq names its product HAUS augmin like complex subunit 8 (gene haus8). The transcript has 10 exons. NCBI's taxonomy places the organism in Eukaryota, Metazoa, Chordata, Actinopteri, Centrarchiformes, Centrarchidae. Bases 56 to 1135 code for a protein of 359 amino acids. The record is from RefSeq and is a predicted model, not a curated record.